AUGGCGACGGAAUUGACUGUUCAGUCUGAGCGUGCUUUCCAGAAGCAGCCUCACAUCUUCCAGAACUCCAAGGUCAAGGCCAAGUCUGCCAGACCUGGCAAGGCCGGCCGCCGCUGGUACAAGGAUGUCGGUCUAGGCUUCAGGACCCCCAAGACUGCCAUUGAGGGCAGCUACAUCGACAAGAAGUGCCCCUUCACUGGUCUCGUCUCCAUCCGUGGCCGUAUCCUGACUGGCACCGUCGUUUCCACCAAGAUGCACCGUACCGUCAUCAUCCGCCGCGAGUACCUCCACUUCAUCCCUAAGUACGCCCGUUACGAGAAGAGGCACAAGAACCUCGCCGCUCACGUCUCCCCCGCUUUCCGUGUUGAGGAGGGUGACCAGGUUACCGUUGGACAGUGCAGACCUCUGAGCAAGACUGUGCGAUUCAACGUCCUUCGUGUGCUUCCCCGAACUGGCAAGGCGGUCAAGUCUUUCAGCAAGUUCUAA
Molecule: messenger RNA, 486 nt
Organism: Phaeoacremonium minimum UCRPA7
Lineage: Eukaryota; Fungi; Ascomycota; Sordariomycetes; Togniniales; Togniniaceae
Product: putative 40s ribosomal protein s11 protein
Exons: 4
Coding region: 1-486 (161 amino acids)
Biological process (GO): translation
Cellular component (GO): cytosolic small ribosomal subunit; ribosome
Molecular function (GO): structural constituent of ribosome
Source: RefSeq, a predicted model, not a curated record